AUAAUAUAGAUUUACAUUUUACAUUUUACUUACUGAUACACUAGACAUCCAGGGCCACUAACUUUGUGCCCUCGGCCAUUUGUGUCCUCGGCUUUGCAUCAUAGGAGGAGUCGCGCGCGAUCUUAACAGGGAAUAAGAUUGUUAGUAUAAGAUUCGCUAUGCUCGAGGGGCUUGGCCGGCGCCAGCGGGCCGGCUUGGCACGGGGCCCUAGCAGCUGUGCACUUCAGUGUCCGCAUCUCAUCGGACAAGGACGGAAGCGGCUGAUUGUCCAAGCAAGGGCAGCACGCUAUGAUCGGCGAAAGCCACCGCCGCCCGACUUGCCAUCCCUGCUUUUCGACCAGCGAAUUGUUUAUCUAGGCAUGCCGCUCGUGCCGGCGGUGACGGAGCUCAUGGUGGCUGAGCUGCUCUAUUUGGAGAAGCAGGGCGCGACGUUGCCAAUUGAAAUGCUGAUCAACUCGUCCGGGACAACGCGCCAGGAUGGAGAAAUUCUUUCCUUUGACAGCGAGGGCGUCGCGUUGACCUCCACGAUGGGCUUUGUCAAGAACCCGAUUUCCACUGUUAACAUGGGCCUUGCCGUUGGCUGGUCGUGCGUGGUGCUUUCUUUUGGCCGCAAAGGCUGGCGUAAAAGCCUGCCGCAUUCCCUAGCCAUGAUCCAGCAGCCGCGGGUCCCCCCCACGGGUCAGCGCCAGGCCAUUGAGGUGCACAUCAAGUGGCGGGAGGUGCUAGACUACAAGCGGGAGCUGCUGCGAAUGAUGUCCAUUGGAACUGGGCUGCCUGUUGAUAAGCUGGAUGCGGACAUGCAACGGCCGCUGUACAUGCGGCCACGCGACGCGCUGGAUUACGGCAUUAUUGAUGAGAUCAUUCAGCCCAAUGCGGAGAAGGCGGAGAAGGCCGCUCAGUACUGGAUCAAGAGCGGGCGGGCGGAGAGUGAGGGCCGGCUGGAGCAAUGGCAGGAAUACCUGUCGCUGCAGGAGGAGUAUGCAUUGAAGGAUAGCUUCCGGAAGGUGGUGGCGCAGAACCUUCGUAACGCCUACCGGGAGACGAGUCAGAAGCUGCUGGCAAAUAGCGAGCAGAACAAGGAGCAGCUGGCGACGUUCACUGAACGGUUGGGUGAGGACUUGUUGACUGCGGACGGGGAGGUCCGGUUGCCCUUCAGCCGAGAGGGCAUCCGAAUGGCGGUGCUGAAUGCGGAGCGGUACGCGGAGCGCAACGUGCGGAGACAGGUGGAGGCGAAGGAGGUGGCGGUCCCGGACAACUGGCGUGAUACCAUCCAGCGCCAGGCCGCCGAGGCAGCGCCCUCCGCUUCGGUGCCUACCGCUGUUGACUACGACGCGCUCAUUCGGCGGGUUGAGGCAAUGGGCGAUCAGGAGUUCGCCGGCGUGGAUCUGGACCAGCUGGUCGAGCAGUUCCGAGUACCUGCGUAAGGAAUGGUCGAGGGUAUCCGUAAGUAUAUUUUUUUUGUCUGGGGGCCGAGACUCGGGAGUAUCGUUGGAAAAGGGUCGUUAACAUAGAGUGAUUAAGGGCGGGGGAGGAUCGCGUGCGGAUCGGGUAAGUCCUUUAUGGAACGUGCAAGGAAGGGAAAGGGCAGAGUGAGAAUAUGAAAAUAUGUAGAGAUGCCGCGGUUGCAGUGUUGGGGGUCGCGAAGGCGGUAGGGCAGGUUCUUUAAGUUUCUGACAUACGCCAGUGACGCCACCGGUUUUAGUUACUCGGUGCGAAUUCACUGCUAUACCUGUGGUACAAAUCGUUUUCCUUUUGCACUGACAGAUGUGGUGGGCGGUUAUAUAUAUAUAUGGGGAACAUAGGUUACGAUGUGUAACGUAACGAUAUGCAGUUGUUGGUUAAAUGACAUCGUAAUUUAAAUGUAUCAUGAUUC
This is a messenger RNA of Volvox carteri f. nagariensis, 1873 nucleotides long. RefSeq lists its product as uncharacterized. Gene Ontology annotation, molecular function: ATPase binding; serine-type endopeptidase activity; ATP-dependent peptidase activity. NCBI's taxonomy places the organism in Eukaryota, Viridiplantae, Chlorophyta, Chlorophyceae, Chlamydomonadales, Volvocaceae. Gene Ontology annotation, cellular component: endopeptidase Clp complex. Bases 159 to 1424 code for a protein of 421 amino acids. Gene Ontology annotation, biological process: protein quality control for misfolded or incompletely synthesized proteins. The transcript has 10 exons. The record is from RefSeq and is a predicted model, not a curated record.